Histoplasma mississippiense is the source of this 813-nucleotide messenger RNA. RefSeq lists its product as hypothetical. Gene Ontology annotation, cellular component: nuclear membrane complex Bqt3-Bqt4. Gene Ontology annotation, molecular function: DNA binding. Lineage: Eukaryota; Fungi; Ascomycota; Eurotiomycetes; Onygenales; Ajellomycetaceae. The transcript has 4 exons. The record is from RefSeq and is a predicted model, not a curated record. Bases 1 to 813 code for a protein of 270 amino acids. Gene Ontology annotation, biological process: meiotic attachment of telomere to nuclear envelope; mitotic telomere tethering at nuclear periphery.
AUGCGCUCCCUUCCGAGAAGAAUCAACCCUCUCAUCCUGCCAGAGGUUUCACCGCCAUUCAAGCCAGGCCAGAUCGGCACAUCCAGCGCGACGAAACCCGAGAACCUGGGAAUGUUUGAAUAUGCACACUUGAGAGCACCGUUGCCCAAGGACCUCAAGGGUUCGGAGAUUUUUUCCUUCCAAGCGCCACAACAGCAUCCAGAGGCGUAUUUCCUGAUGGUGAGCCUUACCCUUUUCCUUAUCUUCAGCACGAUGUCGACCCCUUGCUUUCCUGAUCUAUGCGCGCGAAUGAUUCGGAAUUGGAAACGACGGAGCAAAGAUGGUUAUGUCAGUGCCACUGGCAUGUUCAAAAUCGCAUUCCCCUGGGCGAAGCACUCCGAGGAGAAAACUGAACGGGAUUACCUGAAGAGUAGAACAGAGACCAGUGAAGAUGAGGUCGCCGGGAAUGUUUGGAUCUCUCCCGAGCUAGCACUUGAAAUCGCAAAGGACUACGGCAUGUUCGACUGGGUUCGAGCGCUCCUAGAUCCAACAGAAAUCGUCCAGAACACAUCAAGCCCAGAAAAACAUAUCUCGCCUCCACCGAAAUUCGAAUUGCCGCCAAUUGAUUCCUCCCCAUCUACACCAUCCCAACAAGGCUCCCGCAGAACCCGCCGGUCCGCCACUCCUUCGAAAAUGGCUUCUCCAAAGAAGAAUACCGCUAGUCGCAAAUCUCGACAGAGCCGUGCGCAAAGGGAAGCUGCAAGUACCGCUAGCUCAACGGCUGCCAAUGCCUCGCUUCAAAGCACCCUGGAUGCGGCAGCAUCGACAGCAUAG